Molecule: messenger RNA, 1866 nt
Organism: Moesziomyces antarcticus
Lineage: Eukaryota; Fungi; Basidiomycota; Ustilaginomycetes; Ustilaginales; Ustilaginaceae
Product: imidazoleglycerol phosphate synthase
Exons: 1
Coding region: 1-1866 (621 amino acids)
Biological process (GO): L-histidine biosynthetic process
Molecular function (GO): imidazoleglycerol-phosphate synthase activity
Source: RefSeq, a predicted model, not a curated record
AUGUUGUACCUGCUCGACUACGGCGCGGGCAACGUGCGCAGCCUCGCCAACUCCAUCACCAAGCUCGGCUUCGAGUUCAAAUGGGUGCAGUCGCCCGAAGACCUGCAGAAGGCGGACAAGCUCCUCUUCCCCGGUGUGGGUGCCUUUGGCCCUGCCAUGCAGAGCAUCCGCGACAAGGGCUACGCUGAGCCGCUCAAGCAGUACAUUGCGUCCGGCAAGCCCUACAUGGGCAUCUGCAUCGGCCUCCAGACGCUCUUUGAGGGCUCCGACGAGGCUCCCGGCGUGCCCGGCCUCGGUGUCGUGCCCGGCAUCGUCUCGAGCUUCUCGCCAUUCGAGAACGACGGCAAGGACAAGAAAUCGGUGCCCCAGAUGGGCUGGAACACGGCCAAGGUGGUCAAGACCAGAAACGACGGCGGCGACGAGGACGCGAUCAAGUACGGCUUUCCGGAUCCAAAGUCGGGCGAGCAGAGCCACUACUACUUUGUCCACUCGUACCGCGCCCAAUACCAGCCCGACAAGCACGCCGACUGGGUGCUCACCACUACCCAAUAUGGUUCCGAGGUCUUCCUCUCGUCCAUUCAGCGGGGCAAUGUCUUUGCGACCCAGUUCCACCCGGAAAAGAGCGGGCGUGCUGGUCUGGAGCUGCUGCGCGCGUGGCUGAGCCACCCGGGCACGAUUGAUGCGAGCAAGGAGCGUCUGCUGCUCGACCCUCAGCAGGUGGCUGUGCCUCAGCCGCGCGACGGCCUCACCAAGCGUAUCGUCGCGUGUCUCGAUGUGCGCAGCAACGACGACGGCGACCUCGUGGUGACCAAGGGCGAGUCGUACGAUGUGCGCGAGAAGGCGGACGCGCCUGCGUCCACCGAGGUGGUCGCCGAGGCGUCCGGAUCGUCGUCGCCCAAGCGCAAGGUGCGCAACCUGGGCAAGCCGGUGGAUCUGGCCACGCGCUACUACCUCGAGGGUGCCGACGAGGUGACCUUCCUCAACAUCACCUCGUUCCGCUCGUGCGCGCUGCAGGACCAGCCGAUGCUCAGCCUGCUCGAGGCGGCGGCGGCCAAGAUCUUUGUGCCGCUCACGAUCGGUGGUGGCAUCAAGGACUCGGUGGAUCCGGACGGUACGCCAAGGCCCGCCAAGGAGGUUGCUGAUGCCUACUUCCGCGCAGGCGCCGACAAGGUGUCGAUUGGGUCCGAGGCGGUGUAUGCGGUCGAGGAGCUGUAUGCGCGUGCGGCGCAGAAUGGCCAGCAGGGCGAAUUGGAUCCGCUCAAGUUCAGCGACGCAUGUCUGACGGGCAAGACGGGCAUCGAGACCAUCAGCAAGGGAUACGGUGCGCAGGCCGUCGUAGUGUCCAUCGACCCGCGUCGUGUCUACGUUGGCCAAGGCGAGACUGUUGCUGCGGCCCACGCAGCGUGCGUUGUCGAGGGCAUCAAGGGGUCCGAGGACGAGGGCAAGAAGUGGUGGUACAGAUGUACGGUCAAGGGUGGACGCGAGGACCGCGAUGUGGAUGUGGUCCAGCUUGCGCGCGGUGUGCAGCGGCUUGGAGCCGGUGAGGUGUUGCUCAACUCGAUCGACCGCGAUGGCAGCAACAAGGGCUUUGAUCGUCAGCUCGUCGACCUUGUGCGCAAUGCAGUCGACAUCCCGGUCAUCGCCUCGUCCGGUGCUGGCAAUGCCGACCACUUUGUCGAUGUGUUUGCCAACGCAGACGCGUCCAAGCCCCAGGGUGACGGCACUGUCGAGGCAGCGCUCGCAGCAGGCAUCUUCCACCGAAACGAAUGCUCCAUCAACGACGUCAAGACCACGCUCGCCAGCAACGGCUUCAACGUGCGCAUCGAGGCCGUCGCCCAGGGCGCAGGCGCCAUCACCACGCAGUAG